GGGGGGGGGGGGGGGGGGGGGGGGGGGGGGGGGGGGGGGGGGGGGGGGGGGGAGGAGUAGGGGGAGAGAUGGAGGAAAGGAGGGGGCUUAAGCGGUGCGAAUCUAGUGCGGAAGCGGGACCAGCGAUCGGGAUCGAUUUGGGAACGUAUAGUUGUUGUGUGGGAGUUUGGCGUAAUGGGAAAGUGGAGAUAAUUCCUAAUGAGAAUGGUCAUCGAGUGACCCCGUCCUUCGUCUCUUUCACUGACACGGGUCGUUUGAUUGGCGACGAAGCGGUCAAUCAGGCUGGCAUUCAUCCUAAGAACACGAUCUUCGAUCUCAAACGAUUGAUAGGUCGCAGGUUUGAUGACCCUUGUGUUCAAGAAGAGCAACGAUUCUGGCCGUUCGAUCUGUUUGCGGGGCAAUGGGGCGAUCUCCAGAUCGGCGUGAAAAACAAAAUGCUGGACAAGAAAUUUGCACCGGAAGAGAUUGCCGCCAUGCUUUUGGCGCGAAUGAAGGAGAUCUCGGAAGGCUAUCUUGGCUGUGAGGUCCGGGAUGCAGUGAUCUCUGUUCCCGCGCAUUUUACAGACUCUCAGCGGGAAGCGACGAAAGACGCGGGAAGUCUUGCUGGUCUGCGAGUUUUGCGGCUGUUGAAUGAGCCAACGGCGGCAGCCAUAGCUUACAGCUUGCACAAGAGCUCGAGCUCGACGGCUAUGGCGGCUGGAGCCCAGAAGAAGAAGAAGAUCAUGGUCGUGGAUAUGGGCGCCGGUACGCUGGAUGUUUCCAUCUUGCAAAUCGAUGGGAGAACUUUUAGGGUUGAUGCCUGCGCUGGAGACAGCCACUUGGGGGGCGUCGAUUUUGAUAAUCGCCUCGUCUUGAGGAUCGUCGAUCGCUACAGACGGAAGUUGGGAACAGAUAUAUCCGACGACCCACGGAGUCUGUGGCGGCUGCGGAACGCGUGCAUCGUCGCAAAGCACACGCUAUCUAAUCAAGAUCUUGCAUGGAUAGAAUUGAAUUCCAUCUUCGGCGAUGGGGACAGGAAGACACCUUGGAGCCGAGCAGCUUUUGAAGACAUGAAUCGAGAUCUUCUUGAUCGAUUUAGCAAAUUGGUCAGGAGAGCGAUGAUGGACGCAGAGGUGGGGAAAGAGGAGAUUGAUGAUGUGAUCUUGGUUGGAGGAUCGACGCGUAUUCCGAUACUUCAGGAGAUGGUUCAGGGAUGCUUCAGCGGGAAACGACAACCGUGGGUAGGGUUGUAUCACGAUGAAGCGGUGGCAUACGGGGCGGCUGUGCAGGCUGCUAUUCUGUCGGGGGCCUUGCAUGAGGACUUGACCGUGGAGGAUGUCAUCCCGUACUCUCUCGGGACGAAGGGGAGGGAUGGGAAGAAGAUGUGCAUCGUCUUCCCCAGACAUACGCGGAUACCCGCCACCAUUCAAGCGUCUUAUCAGACGGCGGACCCCGGUCAGAAAGAGAUGGAACUGAAAGUUUACGAGGGGGAAGCACGGCUUUGUGAACUGAAUCAUUUGUUGGGUACAUUCUAUUUGGAGGGGUUGGACAAGCUAAUAGAAAAUGGGGAAGCAGAAGGAGGAGGAGGAGGAGGAGGAAGAGGAGGAGGAGGAGGGGGCGAAGGAAGAGGAAGAGGGAGAGGAGGAGGAGGAGGAGGAGGAGGAGGAGGAGGAAGAGGAAGAGGAAGAGGAGGGAAGAAAAAGGUGGUGGUAUUUGCGAGAGGGAGAGGGAGGGGGAGAGGGAGAGGGAGAGGGAGAGGGAGAGGGAGAGGAGUGAAAGGAUUAGGAAGAGGGGGAAGAAUUGGCAUAGGAAUAGGAAGAUGGGCGGGAGCUAUUUUGAAGAAAAGGACGAUGGCGGAGAAACAGACGCUUGGAGUACGUGUGAAGGUGGAAGCGGAGGAGGCGGAGGAGGCGGAGGAGGAGGAGGAGGAGGAGGAGGAGGAGGAGGAGGAGGAAGAGGAGACGGAGGAGGGAGGAGAUGGAGAGGAGGGGAUUGAAAAUGGGGAAGAAGAGGAGAUGAUAGGUCGAGGAAGAGGACGUGGCGGCAUAGGCAAAGCUAAGGGUGGUGGGGUUGGCAAUGGCAAUGGCAAUGGCAGUGUAAUUGACUCAGAGAGAGGAGAGAGUAGAUUGGUGAAUGUGAGAUUUCAUGUUGAUGACGAUGGUAUUCUUCAUGUCAGUGCCCGUCUCUCCGUUUGGGGUGAUGGACCUCUGCGUCGGAGGCGGAAGAAUGGUCCUGUCAUCCCCGUGAGACCUGACAAAAGCAGACCAACGCAAGAUGAAUUUGAGAAGAUGCUCCUUGAUGCCGCAUUGCUGAAGAAAGCCGACGCAGAACUUAGGGAAAGGUAUCGAGCUAGACAUCGAUUGGAAGUAGAAGCGCGUGCAGUCAGGAGAAGAUUAGCUGAGAUAGAUCAGGAGGAGAGAUCGUCGGUGGAACAGGAGAUGAAACAAGUGUUCGAUCUGCUGAAGGAGUAUGAGAAUCUCUCUUCUGUCGACCAUUACGAGAACAGGAGGAAAACGUUGUUGUCAUUAGCCGCCCUCCCUUCGUCUUGAUUACUGUAAUAGCUCUUGAUUAAUAGCAGCAGCAGCGAGCAACACGUGUCACUUUACCUGACGACGCACCGGUCCCGCUGUCAUCUCGUCUUUUUGGCAAGAGUUUGCAAAUCGGACAGGGCGUCGAUCACAGAUCAGGAAUUUAGCAAAAAAACGAGAUGAAGGAAGUUUGUCCGUUUUGACCAACUCAAACUCAAUGAAUGCAGAAAUCCGCU
Messenger RNA from Chara braunii, 2743 nucleotides. The record is from the annotation of a GenBank genome assembly. Lineage: Eukaryota; Viridiplantae; Streptophyta; Charophyceae; Charales; Characeae.